AUGUAUAUGGAAGAAGAACAAUCAGAUUCUUCUCAAUCAAUUACGUUGGGCAACUUUUCAUUUUCGGAAAAUGAAUAUAAUAAAUUUAUGCAGUUGACACAGGAAAUCGACGAAUCAUUUGCAAAGGAAAAAGCCAGAAAAUUGAGAGAAAAAGAACGAAGACAACAGAAGAAAAAAGAAAAACUACUACAGAAACAAAAAAUUCACGAGACAAUAUCGACAGACGAAACAAGUUUGAGCCAACAAUUGGAUAUUUACGAUGCAUCUGAUUUGGUAAAGAGAAAUUUAGCAUCUCAGGCUAGCGUCUCCUUGGAGAAUCCCCGUAGAUCAGCCUCAAAAGAUGAUUCGAAACAGGAACUUCAUCAUCCGAAACUCAGCAUUCCAAUCUCAACUGUCGAAGUGAUGCAACAUUUUCGGAAACUGUCGCAAGAAGUGGACGAAUUUAUUGCAAAGGAAAAAACAAAAAACGCGCAGAGAAACUUGAGAGACAAAGAACGCAGAGAACAGAAGAAAAAAGAGAAACAAUUACAGAAAACGAAAGAGAUAUCAUCGAUAACAGCAUCGAGUUCUAUUGAUCAAUUAGGUGUUUACGAUGCAUCUGGUACUGCAACGGGAAAUUUGGCAUCCCAGCGAUGCCCGAGUACGUCGAAGAAUUCCUGCAAAACCCCAACGAAUAAAGCUUCGAAAAAUAAGCAAAGCAAAUCUAACGAAAUGGAGCAACAUUUACAGAAACUCUCACAGGAAAUCAACGAUUACUUUUCACAGAAAAAAGCGCGAUUAUUGAACGAAGAAAAUGAAUUGCCGAAAGGAAGAAAACGACGUUUAACAUCUGAAACGAAUUUGGACGAGAAAUUGGAAAUGUACGAAAUAUCCGGCAGGAUAAUGAAAAAAUUGGUGUCUGAAGAGAGCACGAUCUCGCAGAAGAAGGCUUAUAAUACAAGGAGCCAUUCAAGAAAUAAAGAAAACGCCUCCAACAGAAUACGGCAAAUAUGCCGGGAAGUCUCGGAAAAUAUCGAGCAAUUUAUUUCCCAAGAAUCGAUAGAGAAUAUAAAAUUAAAGAAGGCAAAUAUAAAAACAAGAUCGACAACUAAGAAAAUUCGGGAGCAGGAAAACGUAAAGGAACGAUUCAUAAAUUACAUAACGCCGAAAUUGUACGAAAAAAUGUGUCGCAUACACGAAGAUAGAAACGUGGGUUUGUACGUAAUAUGCGACAUUUGCGACAAAUCCAGAUACUUGCCAGAUGUCGUGGACCCCUUAGACAUACCUGAUAUGUGGUAUUGCUUCAUGAAUCCCGAUGAAAACUUCAACAAUUGCGCUCGUGACGAGGUCAUCGACGAAGACGAGGACUAUUUGAUCCAAAAUUCGUACAAUGCAGGAAGCAUUGUAAUCGCUAAACAUUACAAAUUGCCUUGGUGGCCGGGAAUGGUCGAAGACGACCCCGACAUCGAAGACUACUACAGAUUGAAAGACACAAUGGUGCCCACUCACUAUCACGUGACGUUUUUCGAUUCCGGAAAAUCAUCAAGAGCUUGGGUAAAAGCUGCUAAUAUCAAACCAUUCAAAGCGAAUAUGGGCAACCCGAUAUAUCAACCGCCUGCAAAUGGUAGGGACAGCGUUCAUUUGAAGGGAGCUUUCGAAAAAGCCCGACAAGCUAUUUCGAUGCCGUUGUUGCAGAGACUUCGAAAGUACAGCAUCAUUCACAGUUUGCUUAUUAGAGAAGCUUCAACGUCAAAGAAAUCGAAAAAAACAGUUGCAAUCAAAAAAGCUGGAAGAAAGUAA
Molecule: messenger RNA, 1779 nt
Organism: Phyllotreta striolata
Lineage: Eukaryota; Metazoa; Arthropoda; Insecta; Coleoptera; Chrysomelidae
Source: the annotation of a GenBank genome assembly